CAAAACAGUCAAAAUAUCGUUUUGUUUGACAUUUAAUUUACUCUAACAAGCUAAAAUAAAUUAUCCGCGAAGUUAAACCGAUCACUGAAUUGUCAAAUUACAGAGAGUUACAGAACUAAAGAACUAAAAAGCCAACAAAACAGACAGCAAAGUCAUGAAGAUUUUUAUUGUCUUGACAUUUCUGGUAUCUUUGGCGACAUGCAGAAUGUUCGGCGAUGAGUUUGGACCAGGUAUUCAAGAUUCGCUCCUUUUCAAUCUAAUUGGAGGACAAGACAGCCCCAAGCGAGACUUUUACAUACGUCUUCACAUCCACAUGGUAAAGAAGGAUAUUGUGUCGACAGAGUAUGACUCAUUCAAGUGUGGGGGUGCUAUCAUAAAUGAGAGUUGGGUUCUGACUGCAGCCUCAUGUGUCGCAGGAUCUGUCGUCUCUCAGAUUGACCGCAUUGACGUGGAGGUGAGAGACUUCAGCGAUGAAACUUCUCAGGGCCAGUUCAUAUCCACACUCCAGACACUUGUUCACGCAGGUUAUCGUCGUAACGACAAGUUGAACAAUCUUGCGCUGCUACAGCUGUCAGCUCCCGUAAGUUCCGACCGGGUACUUCAACCCUGUCAAUAUAACGCACACUUCCAUAAACUGCUAGGCACGUGUGGAAUGGGAACGAUGUCGUCGUUAAAAGACGACGACUACCCGACUCGGCUCCGAGAAGGGUUCUUCGACGAAACAAACUAUGGUUGCCGACGAGACAACAUCUGCACCAAACGGCUUUUCAAGGGCACAAAAUACGGAGCGAAUAUUUGCGAAGGAGACUUCGGCAGUCCGUUGUACACUCUUCACGACUCGGAGACUUCGGUUCCCGAGUGUGUGUACGGGAUCGCGAGCUACUCGGGUGAUUCGCUGAGAGCCACGAGUAAAUGCACCGGCGGAAGUUUUUUCACGAACGUGCCUCUUUUCUACGACUGGAUUCGUUUUACUAUCGAGCGAUACAGUUCAGAUGUAGAUUACUAGAGUGUGAAAACACAAUAGAAGGAUGAACGUGUAAAAA
Molecule: messenger RNA, 1043 nt
Organism: Symsagittifera roscoffensis
Lineage: Eukaryota; Metazoa; Xenacoelomorpha; Acoela; Convolutidae
Product: trypsin-2-like
Exons: 3
Coding region: 155-1006 (283 amino acids)
Biological process (GO): proteolysis
Molecular function (GO): serine-type endopeptidase activity
Source: RefSeq, a predicted model, not a curated record